Molecule: messenger RNA, 2487 nt
Organism: Meleagris gallopavo (turkey)
Lineage: Eukaryota; Metazoa; Chordata; Aves; Galliformes; Phasianidae
Source: RefSeq, a predicted model, not a curated record
AUGUUCCAGUUCCCCAGCACUCACCGUGUUGUGGCUCGUCCCCCGCGGCUGAAUCUGACCAGGAAGGAGCUGAGCGCCAGGGCCCCGCUGCCAUGGCAACGGCCCGGCUCCGCUGCCAUAGCGACGCUCAGGCCCCGCCCUCUGCGCCCCGGCACAGCUGGCGCCGCUCUGUCUCCGCCGCUCUAUGGUCUGGCACCGAAGAAAGCAGCCAUCACCGAGGGCCCAGGGCAGCCUGGCCAAGGAAAGAAGAUUGGUCAUCGGAGUGUUGAUGCUUCUGGAGAAACCACCUACAAAAAGACCACUUCCUCCACACUGAAGGGGGCCAUCCAGCUGGGGAUCGGGUACACAGUCGGCAACCUGAGCUCCAAGCCAGAGAGAGAUGUCCUGAUGCAGGACUUCUAUGUGGUGGAGAGCAUUUUCUUCCCAAGUGAAGGAAGCAAUCUCACCCCAGCUCACCAUUAUGCUGACUUCAGGUUCAAAACCUACGCACCAGUGGCUUUUCGGUACUUCCGAGAGCUCUUUGGGAUUCGUCCAGAUGAUUAUUUGUACUCAUUAUGUAACGAGCCCCUGAUAGAGCUUUCCAACCCUGGUGCCAGCGGCUCCCUCUUCUAUGUCACCAGCGACGAUGAAUUCAUCAUAAAAACUGUGAUGCACAAAGAAGCUGAAUUCCUCCAGAAGCUCCUUCCAGGCUACUACAUGAACCUGAACCAGAACCCGCGGACGCUGCUGCCAAAGUUUUAUGGACUGUACUGUGUGCAAUCGGGGGGCAAAAAUAUCCGCGUGGUGGUGAUGAACAACAUUCUGCCUCGCGUGGUGAAGAUGCACCUGAAGUUUGACCUGAAAGGCUCAACCUAUAAACGCCGGGCAUCCAAGAAGGAGAAAGAGAAGUCCAGCCCCACGUACAAAGACCUCGACUUCAUUCAGGACAUGCCCGAGGGCCUGAUGUUGGAUGCAGACACCUUCAGUGCGUUGGUGAAGACGUUGCAGCGAGACUGUCUGGUGUUGGAAAGCUUUAAAAUCAUGGACUACAGCCUGCUGCUCGGUGUCCAUAACAUAGAUCAGCAAGAACGGGAGCGGCAGUCUGAGGGAGCGCACAGCACGUCGGAUGAGAAGCGUCCCGUGGGGCAAAAGGCACUUUACUCCACUGCCAUGGAGUCCAUCCAGGGUGGGGCUGCCCGGGGGGAGUCCAUAGACACAGAUGACACGAUGGGAGGAAUCCCAGCAGUGAAUGGCAAAGGAGAGCGUCUCCUGCUACACGUGGGAAUCAUAGAUAUCCUUCAGUCGUACAGGUUCAUCAAGAAGCUGGAACACACCUGGAAGGCCCUUGUCCAUGACGGGGACACGGUGUCAGUACACAGACCCAGCUUCUAUGCAGAGAGAUUCUUCAAAUUCAUGACCAACACAGUGUUCCGAAAGAAUUCCUCUCUGAAGUCAUCUCCCUCAAAGAAAGGGCGUAGUGCCUUGCUGGCUGUCAAGACUUCUGGUCCAACAGCUGCGUUCUCAGCUAGCCAGCUCCCCUCUGAGAAGGACGAAACGCAGUACGACCUCCGUGCAGCCAGGAGCUAUCCCACCCUUGAUGACGAAGGCAGACCAGACCUGCUCCCAUGCACGCCUCCUUCCUUUGAGGAAGCCACCACGGCCUCCAUAGCCACAACGCUCUCUUCAACAUCUCUCUCUGUUCCUGAGAGAUCCCCUUCGGAGACAUCGGAGCAGCCUCGGUACAGGAGACGCACACACUCCUCAGGGCAGGAUGGCAGGUCACACGAGGAGGUGCGAGUUGAAGAGGAGCUUCAGCAGAUCAGUGUGGAGCUGGAGCCCAAAUGUGAUGUUGAGAUCGUAGCUCCCGAAGAAGACGACAAGGAAGAAGCAGCUUCUUCAGCCUGUGCCAUUGUAAUGUCCACAGCUACAAUAGAGGUGGAGACGGCCAGCCAGGCCUCCGAACCAGCCAGCCAGGCCUCGGAUGAAGAUGACGUGCCAGUCACAGACAUAUACUUUCCGACAGACGAGAGGAGUUGGGUUUACUCCCCGCUCCACUAUAGCGCUCAGCUCCACUCUGUCUCCGAUGAGGAGAGCGAUACAUAAUCUCUAUGCAGACACAGAAGCCCCAGAGAGCAGCGAUUCCCUCUGCAGGUCGAUGUGUUCCCUUUUCGUUGAUGCAGCCGUUCCAGUGGGAUGGGGAAGAGCUUGCUGACACCAGUUCUGCUGCACUGCGGGAUCCCGGGCACUGCGUUUCAGACCGGAGCAAAACUAUAACCGUCUGUUCUACUUCUCCCAGAUGUGGGCAGCGAAGAAACCACCCACUCACCCACAGCUCCCAAGGGAGGCAUCCAGCUGGGUGUAGAGAAUCCUGGGUAGUAACACCGUGUUUUCCAGACGUGCACUACCGUAGCUACCUAUCCAUGUGUAAUACUGUGAACCUUUUUAAUUUUUUAAUCAUGUAUUUAUUUCUUUUAUCUUUGCACACAGACAGCACAAAUGUGCUUUUUU